Wasmannia auropunctata (little fire ant) is the source of this 1132-nucleotide messenger RNA. Its product is annotated as HD domain-containing protein 2-like. NCBI's taxonomy places the organism in Eukaryota, Metazoa, Arthropoda, Insecta, Hymenoptera, Formicidae. The record is from RefSeq and is a predicted model, not a curated record. Gene Ontology annotation, molecular function: 5'-deoxynucleotidase activity. Gene Ontology annotation, cellular component: cytoplasm. Bases 168 to 746 code for a protein of 192 amino acids. The transcript is spliced from 4 exons.
CGACUGCCGAACUAACUUCCCGCUUGAUUUUUUCGUCAGACGUCAAUCCGGGACGUGUUCACGUCGUGAGAGUAGCGUAGCGUUAUUGGCAGCCAGGUGAAAAUUAAAAGUAACUUGAUACGAUUGACGGUUGAACGGUGACACGGAAAUUUCAAUCGAAAAUCGCGAUGCAGGACACAAAGAGACUGCAGGAGUUUAUGGAGCUGGUCGGUCGGCUAAAGCACAUGAAAAGGAUGGGAUGGGUAAAACGGAAUAUACCUGAACCUGAAACAAUAGCUGGACAUAUGUAUCGUAUGGCAAUGUUAUCGUUUCUCGUGGAUGGAAAAGAAAAUUUAGACAAAACCAAAAUAAUGCAGAUGACGUUAAUUCAUGACUUAGCCGAAUGUAUUGUGGGAGACAUAACACCUCAUUGUGGCAUACCACCGGAUGAAAAACAUAAAAUGGAAGACGACGCUAUGGAGGAGAUUUGUAAGCUGCUAGGUGAUAAGGGACCUGAGAUAUUACAAAUAUUUCGUGAAUAUGAGAAACAGGAAUCUCCUGAAGCACAGUACGUAAAAGACUUAGACAGACUAGACUUGCUAAUGCAAGCGUACGAAUACGAAAAAAGGGACAACAUUCCGGGAGAACUCGACGAAUUCUUCAUUGCGAUUAACGGCAAGAUCAGACAUCCUUUUAUCAACAAAAUCGCCAUUGACAUAACCGAAGAGAGGGACAAGUUUUGUCGCAAUAUAAAUAUUCCGAAAUAACAAAAAUCGUAAUUUAAAGACAAAAAGCUGGAAGCCAACUUUCAGAUAGCUCAAAUGAUAUUUUAAACGUUAGAUCGGUUACUAUGUCACGCGCUAAACAAUGGCUAUUAAUGUUACACGUAAUUUUAAUACAUAAGUUUUUGAUAUAGGUAGUAUUAUAAAACAGGCAUGUAAAAAUUGAUUAAGUUAUUUGAUCGUUCAUUGCGUAGAACUGGUCAUAUAGGCAAGUUUAUUUAUGUAUUUCAUAUUUUUUUUGUCUUUAAAAUAGUUUUUUCUCUUAUUUAAAAGGAGUGUUGUGGAAUGUAAAAUAUGUAUGUGUACAUUUUACAUAUCUUAAUUAUAUUUAUUGCAGUUAAUUUUUGAUGCAGUAAAGCGAUUACCAAAUA